GUCAACUCGUGUCCCUUACCUCUUCCACGGCUGAAUUUAAUAGCGGAUAUUUUUAAGGGAUCAUCAGAUGUAAACAUCCGUGUAGACCCGCAGUUUCUCCUGCGAGAGUAAAACUAUUAUUUAAAACAUUAAAUUACAGACAUAGUAGUUAGUUCCUAUUCUUAUUAUAAGCAUAUAGCGUAACAUAACCAUGCCUCCGAAAAAAGCUGGCAAUUCUGCCAGUAAGAAGACUGAGCAGAAGAAAAAGGAAAAAGUCAUAGAGGACAAAACAUUUGGGUUAAAGAACAAAAAGGGAGCAAAACAGCAAAAGUUUAUCCAGCAAGUGGAAAAACAAGUGAAGAGUGGCGGCAUACAUCCCGCAAAGCCUAUGGAAGAUAAGAAAAAGGAUAAAGAGACUAAAUUAAAGGAACAGAAAGAACUGGCUUUGUUGUUCAAGCCAGUGCAAACGCAAAAGGUUGAGAAAGGUAUUGAUCCAAAAUCUGUGGUGUGUGCUUUUUUCAAGCAAGGGCAGUGUACCAAGGGUGAUAGAUGCAAAUUUUCCCAUGACCUCACUAUUGAAAGAAAGGCAGAGAAGAGAUCUCUGUAUGUGGACAUGAGAGAUGAUGAUGAUGAUGACAACAUGGACAAUUGGGAUGAAGCAAAGCUCAAAGAGGUUGUUGAAAAGAAACACGCGGAAGACAAACAACGCCCAACAACUGACAUUAUAUGCAAACAUUUCUUGGAAGCUGUCGAAAAAUCUAAAUACGGUUGGUUCUGGGAGUGUCCCUCGGGUUCGAAAUGUAUAUACAGGCAUGCUCUGCCAGCUGGAUUCGUUUUAAAACGGGACAAAAAGAAAAUGGAAGAGAAAAAGAAUGAGAUAUCUCUUGUAGAUUUAAUAGAAAAGGAAAGGGCUGCGUUAGGCCCAAAUCAAACUAAGAUUACUCUAGAAACCUUCCUUGCCUGGAAGAAGAAAAAAAUCAAAGAAAAACAGGAAGCACUUACUAAAGCAGAGGAACAGAAAAGAAACGAUUUCAAGGCUGGUCGAGCUGUUGGGCUGUCUGGCCGAGAGAUGUUCUCGUUCGAUCCUGCAUUGGCAGACGAUGCGGAUGAUGACGACGAGACCUUCGAUCUGCGGAACUACGACCAAGAUGAAGAAGAACAAGAUGUCACCGAGUACCGAGACAUUCAGCUGGAUCUCAUUAACAUGGAGGCAUCUGAAGUGGAUGACACAGGAACGAAAGCUACAGAAGAUAGAUUACACCAAAACAAGAAGGGUCUUGAAAAUGGUGAGGUGACUGAAAGCAACACUGAGACAUCUCCUGACUCUGGUGCGGUACCAAUAAAUGAAAACCUGUUCCUGGAUGAAGAUUUAGAUGAAGAACUUCAAAAUUUGGAUUUGGAAGACUAGUUGUAUAAAAGACACAAAGAAUGUUUAACAUUGGCAGAUUCAUCUAAAGUCAUUUAAAAAUAUGAAGCGUAUUAGUAGUUCUAAUGUGUCACAUUCAUAUAUUUUUUCAAAGACGAAUUGGUAUAUAAUGUACACCUAACAUUACACCAUAUUUAAACAAUAAAGUUGUUAAUGCAAAUUAUUUUUAUCAUUUAGACAAUUGAGAAUAUUGUUUACUUGUACAACUCUAGUAUGAAUACAUAAUCUAUUACAGACAGGAUUAAAGAUAAAUAAACUGCGACCAUGAAUUAUAUUUGACAUCUAAUUUAAUAAUAAUUUGCAAGUAAAAUUAAAGAGUAUAUAUGUAAA
Nymphalis io (European peacock) is the source of this 1735-nucleotide messenger RNA. RefSeq names its product zinc finger CCCH domain-containing protein 15 homolog. The record is from RefSeq and is a predicted model, not a curated record. The coding region runs from base 191 to 1387 and encodes 398 amino acids. Gene Ontology annotation, biological process: cytoplasmic translation. Gene Ontology annotation, molecular function: mRNA binding; metal ion binding. The transcript is spliced from 7 exons. Lineage: Eukaryota; Metazoa; Arthropoda; Insecta; Lepidoptera; Nymphalidae. Gene Ontology annotation, cellular component: cytosol.